GUGGCGGGUGCGGACCAGGAGCCAGGCUGAGGUUUGGCUGAAGCGACGUGUGCUCAGGAGCCACCAGCGCGGGUGCCGCUGAGGCAGCGGCGAGAGGCAGGACCAACUGACGGACUGAAGGCGACUGGAGAGCCGGCCAGGGGCCGCGCUGCGGGCGAGAUGCCGGGGGUGCCGGCGUGGCUGCUGUUGCUGCUGCUCCCUCUCCUGACCGCCGGCAGUGCCCGGGCCGCGCCACUUCCGCAAACAGGUGCAGGGGAGACACCUGCUGCAGAAGUUUCUUCAUCUUUUGUGAUCCUGGCUUUAUGCAGUUUAUUGCUGUUAGUUGUGUUAAUUGCCAACUGUGUUUCCUGCUGCAAGGACCCAGAAAUAGACUUUAAGGAAUUUGAAGAUAAUUUUGAUGAUGAGAUAGAUUUCACACCACCAGCAGAAGAUACUCCCUCUAUUCAAUCCCCAGCAGAAGUUUUCACACUUUCAGUACCAAGUAUCUCAUUACCAGCUCCAUCGCAGUUCCAGCCUUCUGUAGAAGGUUUGAAGUCUCAAGUUGCUCGGCACAGUCUGAACUAUAUACAGGAAAUAGGAAAUGGCUGGUUUGGAAAGGUUCUCCUUGGAGAAAUUUACACAGGCACUAGUGUAGCAAGAGUAAUAGUGAAGGAGUUAAAAGCAAGUGCAAACCCAAAGGAACAAGACACCUUUUUGAAGAAUGGAGAACCUUACUAUAUUCUUCAGCAUCCAAAUAUUCUUCAGUGUGUUGGACAGUGUGUUGAAGCAAUUCCUUAUCUUCUGGUGUUUGAGUUCUGUGACUUGGGUGACCUGAAAGCUUACCUGCGCAACGAGCACGAGCACCUGAAGGGGGACUCGCAGACCAUGCUGCUGCAGCGGAUGGCGUGCGAGAUCGCAGCGGGGCUGGCCGCCAUGCACAAGCUGCACUUCCUGCACAGUGAUUUAGCCCUGCGGAAUUGUUUUCUUACCUCGGAUUUAAAUGUGAAAGUGGGAGAUUAUGGAAUAGGAUUUAGCAGGUACAAGGAGGAUUAUAUUGAAACAGAUGAUAAAAAAAAUUUGCCUCUGCGAUGGACUGCUCCAGAAUUAGUAACCAGCUUUCAAGACAGACUACUAACUGCAGAUCAAACUAAGUAUAGUAAUAUCUGGUCCCUGGGUGUGACGCUUUGGGAGCUUUUUGAUAAUGCUGCUCAGCCUUAUUCCAACCUUUCCAACUUAGAUGUCCUCAAUCAGGUCAUCCGAGAGAGAGACACCAAACUACCCAAGCCUCAGCUGGAGCAGCCUUAUUCUGAUAGAUGGUAUGAAGUUUUACAGUUCUGCUGGCUGUCACCAGACAAGAGACCAGCUGCUGAAGAGGUGCAUAGGCUGCUUACCUACCUGCGGAUGCAGAGCCAGAGGGACUCAGAGGUUGACUUUGAACAGCAGUGGAAUGCUCUUAAACCAAAUACAAACAGCAGAGACACGUCCAAUAGUGCUGCAUUCCCAAUUCUCGACCAUUUUACCAGAGAUCGCCUUGGUCGUGAAAUGGAGGAAGUCCUCACUGUGACUGAAACGAGCCAGGGCCUGAGCUUUGAAUAUGUUUGGGAGGCUGCUAAGCAUGACCAUUUUGAUGAACACAGUCGGGGCCACCCAGAGGAAGCCUUGUCCUACACAAGCAUCUUCUUCCCAGUUGAUGUCUUUGAGAGUUCACUUUCAGAUCCUGGGCCUGGGAAACAAGAUGGCAGUGGCCAGGAUGUCUCCCUGAGGGCCCCCGGAGUGGUUCCAGUGUUUGAUGCUCACAACCUUUCUGUUGGAAGUGACUAUUACAUCCAGUUAGAAGAAAAGAGUGGUAGCAAUUUGGAGCUUGAUUACCCACCUGCACUGCUCACGACUGAAAUGGACAAUCCAGAAAGAACAAGUGAUAAGGCAUCCCAGUCUCUGGCUCUCAGGAAUCUUGAAUUUGAGGAGACCAGUACAGAUGAGGAUUUCUUCCAAAGCAGUGCAGACCCCAAAGAUUCCAGUGUACCUGAGGAUACACAUGCUGCCAGGGGACCUGACAGCCCUUUCAACAAUAUAUUUAAUGAUCUUGACAAAUCAGAGGAUUUGCCCAGUCACCAAAAAAUAUUUGAUUUAAUGGAAUUAAAUGGAGUACAAGCUGACUUUAAGCCAACCACUUUAAGUUCAAGUUUGGAUGAUCCCAAGGAGUCAGCAAUAACAUACCACUUAGAGAAAGAAAAACCCCAUAAGCUUUUUGACUGUGAGCCUCUUUGCUUAUCAGAAAACCUUAUGCACCAAGAUAACUUUGACCCAUGUAAUAUUCAGGAAUUGUCAGAAAACUUUUUCUUUCUUCAAGAGAAAAAAUUACUGAAAGAUUCAUUGUCUAGCAAGGAGCAUGUAAGUGAUCUUCAAACAGAACUUAAAAAUGCUGGUUUUACUGAAACUGUAUUAGAAACUCCAUGUAGAAACUCUUUAACCACAGAGUUUAAGUUUGCUGAAAAUAGGCCAGACUUUUCUUUGUUGCAGGAAAACAUAAGUGUGAAAGGUAAAGAUGCAGGGAUCAUUGAGGACAGCACCUUGACCACCUCCUUGCAGUCUUCCCUGGAAUUUCAGGUGUCCCCUACCUCACUCAAAACCGACAGCAUGCCACAUAAUGUACCUCCAGAUAUGUUCCUGAAGCAGGGAGAGACUGAGCCCGCUUGUUUAGAUGUCAGUAUCCGUGGAGACCACCUCUGCCAAGAAACAAGUCCAGAUUCUGUCACCAUCCCAACCAAAGUUCCCUCAACUGAUGCUGGAACACAUGGCACUGGCGACAGGUCUCCUGGGUUGACUCACCACUGUCAGGAGGCCCUGAGACGGACUGAAGCUGACUCACUUCUUGUUGAUGACAUUUUUGCCAGUAAGGUGAGUCUAGGGAGCAGUCUUCCAGAACUGAGGCAGGAUGCACAAAAUCAGUCACUUACAGAAAAUCAUUCCAGUAACAGUCUGCUGGAGAAGAACUUGGAAGCUGUGGAGACUCUGAAUCAUCUGAAUUUGAAAGAUGCUACAAAAGAGGUGGGCUUGACAUCUGCCCUUUCCUCAGAUUCUACCAGUCAGGACAGCCUUUUAGAGGACAGCUUGUCAACACCUAUUCCGACUUCAGAACAGUCUGUGGAGACCCCUGACUCUCUGGACUCAGUGGAUGUCCAUGAUGUUUUAUUGGGGUCUUUAGGCACUCACACUCCUCAGAAACUCCUGCCCCCUGACAAGCCUGCAGACAGUGGCUAUGAGACAGAAAACCUGGAGUCUCCUGAGUGGACUCUGCACCCUGCUCCCGAUGGAGCCUCAGCCUCUGACUCAGCCACGGCCUGUGAUUGUGGUCCCGACAGUUUACCUCCCAACCCCAUCAUCGUCAUUUCAGAUGCAGCUGACGGCCACAGAGGUACAGAAGUGACCUCACAGACUUUUGCACUUGGCUCCCAGAGCUCCUACCGAGACUCUGCUUACUUCUCAGAUAAUGAUUCUGAACCUGAUAAGAAGUCCGAGGGCGUCCCAGCAACUUCAACAUCAGCUGCAGUGUUGCUUACGGAUCAGCCACUGCCUGAACCAGUCAUCCUCGAACAGAGCCUGGAAACCAAAAAUAGUCUUCCAGACCAAAGUUGUCGGGCUGCUGUGCAGCUUUCCAGUCACCUAGAGUUAGGAGAAACAACAGAGCCAGUACCCAGUGACAUUUCUAAACAGACACAUCCUCCUGAAGAUGAGGUGGGAAGUCCUUUGUUGAACUUGGAGCUGAGCAGCAGCGAGGACUUCGAGGCACAAGAGGAUCACCCCUGCAUGCUGGCCUCCACUGGAACCAAUACUAACGAACUCCUCGCCUUUGCAAAUUCCACCCUCCACGCUGGUAGCCCAGCAGAACUCAUGACUGAUAAGUCCUUUUCUGGCCACUCUGAGGGCCCUAAGUUGAAAGAGCCAGACAUUGAAGGGAAAUACUUGGGUAAACUUGGUGUGUCGGGGACACUUGACCUCUCUGAGGAUGGAAUCGAUGCCGACGAGGAAGAUGAAAACAGCGAUGACUCAGAUGACGACUUGCGAGCAUUCAACCUGCACAGCCUCAGCUCAGAGUCAGAGGACGAGACAGAGCACCCUGUGCCUGUGAUCCUCAGCAAUGAGGAUGGGAGGCACCUCCGGAGCUUGUUGAAACCCUCGACCUCUGUUGCCCUUGAUCAGUUGCCUGAAGACUGGAAAAAAGAAAAGAAAGCUGUGACGUUUUUUGAUGAUGUCACAGUUUACCUGUUUGACCAGGAGACCCCAACCAAGGAACUGGGGCACUGUGGAGGAGAAGCUCAUGGCCCUGAGCAAAGCAGCACAGCACCUUCGUCAGGUUCUCCUUACCUGAGCAGGUGCAUAAAUUCUGAGAGUUCAACUGAUGAAGAAGGUGGAGGCUUUGAAUGGGAUGAUGACUUCUCCCCAGAUCCUUUUAUGUCAAAGACAACAAGUAAUCUUCUUAGUUCCAAGCCUUCUCUUCAGACAUCAAAGUAUUUUUCUCCUCCGCCACCCCCCCGGAGUGCGGAGCAGAGCUGGCCUCACACGUCGCCGUAUUCCAGAUUCUCCAUCUCUCCUGCCAACAUUGCCAGCUUCUCUCUCACACACCUCACUGACUCCGACAUCGAGCAGGGAGGAAGCAGUGAAGAUGGAGAAAAAGAUUAGGUGGAUGCUCAAGCACUCUUGGGGUCCCUGGCUGCUCCCCCCUCCCAGCGGUGUUCCUGCGCUGCCAGCCAAGCAACGACAUGCACUCGCCACCUGCCGAGAUGGGACAGAGACCAGGGAACGGAAAGGAGCAGCGCUGGGCCAGGCGCCCGUGUGGGAGGCCCACUGGAGGCCAGUCCACCCGGCAUAGUGUGCACAGCCAGCCUCCCACCGGGGACGUGCCACGCUCAGCCGGCCAGGGCCGUGCCCGCCUCGCUCUGGCAUUUGCCGCCUGCAGGCUCGGGACUGUUUCUGAUUUCCAUGCGGGGUGUUCUCUGUGUCCACGUUGUGCAUCCUGGUCUGUGCACGGCCCGGAGGACGCAUGACCAGGGAUGGGCACCAGUGAGCCAUAUUUAUUAUUUUCAAAGAAAUCACUAAUUGCUUUCUGUAAUUGCACUGUGGAUAAAUGUUCUAAGAGUCCCUGAUAGUGUACAGAAUCUUAAAUUAUUCAAGGAAACUAAGGCAGGUCAAGCUGGUGCUAUCCACUAGUUUGAUUUUUUUUUUCCUUCCUGUUUUAUAGUUUGUUUGCUCUGCAUGGUACUUGUAAAGCUUAAAUAUUUUGAGUGUUAUGCUGUCUCUAGAGUUGCUGGAAUUGUACAUAUGGUACUCUUUCGUAAAUGAUAAAUGAUUCUGAAUAUUAGUGUUUUAUGUUCCUAUAGGAAAUAUUUUUGAUGAGUCCAAAAAGAUUGCUCUGUUGUCAAUUGGAUGAAAUACAUUUUGUGUUUUCUCUCUAUAGCAAAUGAGGCUCUCUGAGGAGCUAAAGGGUCUUGCAGCCCCUCUGUGUGAUUCUCCUAUCCACCCCCCAAUUUUCUAAAGUUCUCAACAGGCAGUGGGCCCCAGAACGGAGCUGUGGGUUAGGAUGUGUGACCCCCUGAUUAUUCUCCCUGGGGGCCCAAGCACCCUUUGUCCCUCCUGGACUCUGGCAAAGGAUGUGGCCCCCAAGUCACUUCCCCUUAAAGCCGGUUCUUAAAACAUGGACAGCUGUGGCCACGCACCUCCUUCCUGCUAGCAGAUAGAGAAGUCAGAGGAAGAUGCUCCGCAGAGUGCUGUGGUAGCCAAGGAGGGCGGGUUUGAGUUGUCCUAUUUAUACAAUUUGAGUUGUGAAAUAACCUCCAUGGCUGCAUUUCCCCUCGGAACCACUCCAAGCCCCGUUAUGUCCAGGUGUGACUUCCCUGUUACCAUAGAGUUCACUGCAGCCUACCGCUGUGAGGAAGGACAGAAGUGGAGCCUCCACAGUUGGUCUGUUCUCCUCACCAGGACCUUGGGCAGCCCAAAGUGGCCGUCACACCAGACCCUGCCCACACCAUCUGCACUAACCCUUCCCCCUCUGCAUAAGCACCAAGUGUUUCCCUUGCUUUGAAAGUGACCAAGCUUGUCUGGUGCAGCUGCACAAUGUUGACAGGAAUCAGGUGUUCGUAAUAAAAAGCCGACCUCAUUCUGCCGUCCUUGAGUUCCACUUUGGCUCUCUCCAGGGGCGAGAGCCGCUUAAUGGCACUGUGCUGAGGAGGCUUGCAUGCCUGUCAUGAAGCCGUUUGUUCUAGGUGGGACCUCAGGUCUGUGGUCCCCAUACCCUGGACCUUCACCCCAAAUGUUCCGGUGCUGAUUUGCUUUCCUGACUCGAGUGUCACACUAGGAUGAGCCCGUAGGCCCAGGCUGGAGCGCAUGAUGGAAGUCACAGGAACUCGGGUCCUAACACAAGUUGCAAAUGAGAAUACUGGCUCGAGUUUACGUAGCAAAUUACGACCUUUGUGAUCAGUUCUGGUUCACUCCUCUAACUUUAUAUAUAGCAAUAACUUUACAGUCAAGAAAAUUCCAAAUGGAGAAAGAGUCCCCUCUCACAGCCAGGACAGCAGUGCCAGAGAGCUGGACUUUGUGAUGUGCAUAUUGAAAACAAGUCAAUAGGGCAUUAGGGAAAAAAAGUCAACAGGGCAUUGCCAAAAUUGUUAUAGCUGAAUUUCUUGCUAAGGAGACUUCAUGAAUUUUCUGAAUUUUUACAGCUAACUGUCAGUCUUGGUUGAAAAAGAAAUUGAGAGGCGAUUAUAGCAGUUUUUCAAAUUAUAGGCUUAAGGCAUUCAGAUUUAAUGAUUAAAAUCAAGCAGAUCGAUAGGAUGUACAGUCUCCUUAAACAGUCAGCCUGAGGUAAAUAUGUUGGUCUUUUGGGACUGUACAUUUUCCACUAUAUUUAAGGAGAUUUUAACAGCAUAACUCCCAUUUUAAUUUAAAUCUAUAUUGCUCUCAUAAUAAAUUGCCAAAAAAAGCAUUUUAUACAUUGAAUGGGGGGUGGGGUUGAGUAGUAAUUACUGUGGUGUUGCCUGGUAGGGAAGGUUUUAUAUUUAUCAACAUGUGAGUUAACAUGUUCUUUUGAAAUCUCAAGCAAUACACAGGAAAUAAAUUAUGUAGAUUAAAAUUUUCAGCCCAUUUUUGAAAUGUCAGCAUGUGCUUUGUUGUUUGAUUCCUUUUUUUUUUUUUUUUUACUAAGUUGGUUACCAGUAGCCGAUUUCAAACUUGUUCUCAUGAGUUAUGCAAUGAAAUGAAUCAGUGGAACUCUCUAGAUAAUCUGGGGAAGGGUUAUCAUAGCUCAGUGACACUUCAGGCCUUUUUGGGAAUCUAUCAGAUUUUCAUUAGUCUUACUUUGGUGGUGUUUACCUAUUUUAAAUUUUAUGAUAAAUGUAAUCUAACUUUCAUUUCCUAACUAGCUAAAUGUUAAUUUGUGUUACCAAAUGACCCCGUGAUAAGCCAGAAAGACAAAUGUAGAAAAGUGCUCUCCAAACCCGAGACUGGGGCUGUGCUCGUUAAGACUUGGUUCUCGAGGGAGCGCUCCAGAAGCAAAACAGUUCACUCUGUGUGUAAAUGUACAGGUAACUGUUUCUGCCAAGUAAGUUUAUCUAAGAAAAAAUCUUUGUCUUGCUGCCUUUAAAGGCCUUUCAAAAUCUCUUCCUUUCUUUACGGCUUCCCAGAGGGUAUUUGUAGGGUGAGUGACUUAACUGCUAUCUGCCAUGAGGCCUGGGGCACAAGGAAGGCGACUCCUAGCUUUACUCUGUUCAGCCCCUUACCCAAAAAUUCCAAAAGUGACCCAAGUGUUAGGCUCCAAAUGUUAGGCUUCAUGAAGUUAUAAGAGCUUCAAGAUAACUAGCCUUAAAAUAAGAGCAGGUGUGUGCAGGCACUUCAGAUUUAGAUCUGAAUAUCUGACAAAUACUUAAAUAUUUGUCAGUGGCAAUGGGUCUGGCUCAGUUUCUGGUUAUCAAAAAAGGAAAAAUUCUCUUUAGGAUGUAAGUAAAUUGUUAAAAGAUGUGUUGGCAGUAUUGCAAUAACCAACAACCUGUUAUUUGGAUGGCUUGAACAUGUUCUUUCAGGUUGUUUGAGUCCACGCAGGCUUAGAUAGAUCUUAAUGGACUGGUGUGUGUGCCCACUGUUUUAAUCCCAUCCCAGAAUGGAAGAUCUAUGGGGCAUUCACACCACUGAGGUUCCCCUGUUGCGUUUUAACACAGCUGUAAGAGGUUCACGGCAAUACAACAGUUAAUGAACUUUCAGUUUAAAUUGUGUACAUUUUUAAAUUGUAAGAUUUUUACUGUAUAUUGAUGCAUAGUGUGAUUCA
Messenger RNA from Condylura cristata (star-nosed mole), 8293 nucleotides. RefSeq names its product lemur tyrosine kinase 2 (gene LMTK2). Gene Ontology annotation, biological process: protein phosphorylation. Lineage: Eukaryota; Metazoa; Chordata; Mammalia; Eulipotyphla; Talpidae. The coding region runs from base 160 to 4659 and encodes 1499 amino acids. The record is from RefSeq and is a predicted model, not a curated record. The transcript is spliced from 14 exons. Gene Ontology annotation, molecular function: protein kinase activity; ATP binding.